UCCGUUUUCCAGUUUUAUAUUUCUUUUAGCUCAAGGGUUGGAUCAAUUUGAAGCCGCUUCUUCUGUUUUCUCGAUUUGGUUUCUGGGGUUUCUUCUGCUUCAUUCACAUCUGGUUCUUGAAAAGGUUGUUUUGGGGUAAAAGAGUUACCAAGAAACUGAAGUGUGGCAAUUUUAGUUGAAUAACGAACAGUAUGCGGUGGUGGCUGAGUCUUUCCGUUGAUGUCUUUCGAAAAGUUAUCUCUUUGAACUUGUAUUGCAGAGUGAUUCUGUAAUUCAGUAAUCUAUAUUAGCAAAUAGCAAGUACCCUUCCUCUUUACUCGCCUGUCUUUGUAUUAAUCGUUCAUGGGAUCCACUUUUUUCGUCGUCGUUCCAUGUUAUGUUCUACGGAUCAGCUGAAAACCUUCAAAUCCAUUUCUCAAAUUUCUAAUCCAGGAGUUAGUGUUUUGAUUUCAGUAGGGAUAGCUUUUGUAGUGAUAUUUCAGUUUUAUCGUUCUGGGUUACGGAGUUUAAACACGUCGUUGUCUGGAAGAUAUCUUGCUUUUUGUCAUUUUGAAGGGUUUGGGACGUAGUUAUGGUGUGCCAAGCAGCUAGCCAAACUAGAUUCCGGGCAUUGAAGUACGAAAAUGGUAUUGCAGGGAGUGCCACCAUUGUAGUUAGAGUUAUAGCAUGCUUUCAACCUCUUCAGGAUUGCCAGGCUGAAUAUUUCCGUCAUUUGCUUAAGCCGGUUACGUAGUUUAGUUUUACAUUUCCGUGUUCAAGUUAAGCUGGAGUUGUUAGUUUUUUCCCUAGUUUUUGAGAGAAGCUGCAAGUAAACCGCUAUUUCUACUGCCACAACAUUUAACUUCUGGUGAUAGUUCUGGUUGGAUGGCAGAAGGCUGCGGAUCCUGGUUUCCUCUGCAGCAAUUUGAUUGGCUAUCACCCAAAUUGAAUACUUUGGCUGCUUCACAUCCUUUGGGGCAGCAAAGUAUUAAUCCUCCAUUCGUAAACUCUGGCACUAGUAUGGUCUCUGCUACCGGGACUUUGCCGGUUUAUGGAUAUCACGAUUUACCUCAUUUGCAGGUUGGUCAAGUUAAUGAAUCCCAUGGUCGGUGUUACUAUUUACCCCCCUCUCAACAGGUCUUUGCACCCGCUUCAAACACUUUCUUGAAAGAGCGACUCCCACCUGAUCCUUAUGGGAAUCGUACGGAGAACAUUGUCCCGAAGGCAGGGUCUGGGUGCAGUCAGAAGAGAUUCCUUGUUUUUGACCAAUCUGGUGGUCAAACUACCAUGAUGCUUAGUUCUUUUGGGACUCCUAUUAAGUGCGGUUCUUUGGGUCCCAAAUUUCCUUUUGCUUGUAACUUGAGUAGGGAGGAUCCCUUGGCCAAAGUGAGCCUGAAUCUUCACCCUGGACUAACCUCUAAAGGUGUAUUUGACGACAAUGGGACUGAUGUGCAAAGUGAAAUGCGCGAGGACACUGAAGAACUCAAUGCCUUGCUUUACUCUGAUGGUGAUGGUGAUAGCGAUUACACCGAGGAUGAAGAAGUUGCAAGCACGGGUCACUCUCCUAGCACAAUGACAGCCCACUAUGAGCAAUCUGAGGAAGGUGCUGAAGGGGUUGCUAGUUAUACUGGCCUAACCAAAAGGCGAAAACUGCUCGAUGGCAGUAAUGGUUGUAUGCAAUUCCCUGUUAACAAUACUAGUUCAGUGAAUCACAGUAUAUGUUCUGAGCUCGAGGAUGAUGCUGAUUCCAGUUUUACCAAUGGCCAAAAUCCAGUAUCCGAUGAUAUGGAUUCGUCUUCAGGCAACAAGAGAAUGUGGGUAGAUAAAAUUCGUGAGACUGUGAGUGUAUUAAGAAGCUUAAUUCCAGGUGUUGGGGGAAAGGAUGCUGUUAUGGUUCUUGAUGAAGCCAUUGAUUGCUUACAUUCUCUGAAACGUAAAGCCGAAACCUUGGGACUUGGUACUCUAUGAGUUGGCACCGUUCAUGUUAGUAGUAUUGGUGUAUAGCAUGUCAUAACUAGUCAUUGUUAAUGGAGCAUAAUUGAAGUUUGGGCAGUCAUGUUUGGAGAUGCAUGCAUUACAGAUGACCUGGAGUCUACCAACAAAGGAGAUGAAGAUCCAAAGAUAGUGGAGAGAGAAUUGAAUUCAAAUUUGCGUUUCUUGAAUGAUUUGAGCUGGAAACCAGUACCUUUAGCUUGAAAUCUCACUGUUUCAUGAGAAAGCAGGAUAGUGAAUCAUGAGCCUUGGGGUUUAGUAAAAGUAACAACACUCACAGCCCGGCAUGAGAAGAUUGGUUAAUGGAAGAGGGACCCUCAUAAGGGGUGCGCUAAGGGCAUGCCUCUUAGGUGUUUUGGGUCCCAAUCCUCACUUUCUUCAUCCUUUUUGUAUUGUUGUCAAGCUUAAGUUAAUCCUUGUGG
Hibiscus syriacus is the source of this 2393-nucleotide messenger RNA. Its product is annotated as transcription factor bHLH145-like. NCBI's taxonomy places the organism in Eukaryota, Viridiplantae, Streptophyta, Magnoliopsida, Malvales, Malvaceae. The record is from RefSeq and is a predicted model, not a curated record. Bases 865 to 1947 code for a protein of 360 amino acids. The transcript has 4 exons.